Pelobates fuscus (common spadefoot toad) is the source of this 1758-nucleotide messenger RNA. It is a transcript of the gene PTER, whose product is annotated as phosphotriesterase related. Gene Ontology annotation, molecular function: zinc ion binding; hydrolase activity, acting on ester bonds. NCBI's taxonomy places the organism in Eukaryota, Metazoa, Chordata, Amphibia, Anura, Pelobatidae. Gene Ontology annotation, biological process: catabolic process. Bases 119 to 1168 code for a protein of 349 amino acids. The transcript has 5 exons. The record is from RefSeq and is a predicted model, not a curated record.
CUGCAUGCUUGCGACACUAGGAUUGCAUUGUGGGAAGAGCUGGCUGUGUUCUUAAAGUGAAAGCAAACAAAUUGUCUGCUGACUUCUGUUAGGCAUUCAGCAUUCCUCACCUAGAGACAUGUCUUCUUUGAGUGGUAAAGUGCAGACUGUAUUGGGACCCAUCCACCCUGAUCAACUAGGAUAUACCUUGACCCAUGAACAUCUGACAAUGACCUUUAAUUGCUGUUACUGCUCUCCUCCUCCGCACCAGAAAGACUUAUCCAAUGAACCUAUUGUGAUGAGAAAUUUGUUUUGGUUAAAGCAAAACCCAUACAGUAAUAGGGAGAAUUUGCUGCUGAACCAAGAAUGUGAGGCUAUAAAAGAAGAAUUGUUAAGUUUCAAGGAAGCGGGUGGUGGCAGCAUUGUUGAAAACACAACUACAGGAAUUAGUAGAGAUGUAAAGGCUCUGAAGAUAAUGGCAGAGGAGACAGGGGUGAAUAUAAUCUCCGGGGCUGGGUUCUAUGUGGAUGCAACUCAUUCAUCUGAAACAAGAUCCAUGUCUGUGGAACAGUUGACCAAGGUUCUUGUUAAUGAAGUCCUUGAAGGAGCAGAUGGUACAGAUAUAAAAUGUGGAAUAAUCGGAGAGAUUGGAUGUUCCUGGCCUUUAACCGAGAGCGAAAGGAAAAUUUUGCAGUCAACCGCCGAAGCUCAGUCACAACUUGGUUGUCCCGUCAAUAUUCAUCCGGGUAGAAAUAGUAAUGCUCCAUUCCAGAUUUUGAGAAUUCUGCAGGAGGCUGGAGGAGAUAUCUCUAAAACAGUAAUGUCUCAUCUUGAUAGGACUAUAUUUGAUGAGAAAAAACUGCUAGAGUUUGCUGAACUUGGAUCGUACUUGGAGUUUGAUUUGUUUGGAACAGAAAUGCUGAACUACCAGUUUAAUGAAGCAGUCGACAUGCCCAGUGACAACGAAAGGAUCAAAACGCUCCGUCUCUUAGUUAAUGAAGGUUAUGAAGACAGAAUUGUUAUCGCACAUGACAUCCACACCAAGAACAGACUGACUAAAUAUGGCGGUCAUGGUUACUCACACAUACUGCUGAACAUCGUUCCAAAGAUGUUGCUCAGAGGAAUAUCCCAAAAAAGCAUCGACAAGAUAUUACUGGAAAAUCCCAAAAGGUGGCUGACAUUUAAAUAAGAGAGCCAUCCAGUUCUAAAAAUAAGGAUGCACAAAUAAUGAUAUGGGUAAAUCUCGACAGCUAUUUCAUCUUAGAAUGUUUAGACUUUGCAGUUUACUGAUCUUUAACCAAAUAACGAAACUCAUAUUUUAUUUUAGAGAUAAACACUUAAACAAUCGUCUUUAAAAACGAUUAAAUCAAUUCCUGCAGGCGGCUAUGAUCAAGGGUACAUCGAAGCAAGUAAUAAUAAUAAUGCACAACUUGUAGAAAAGCAAAGUGAUUGCAAUUAAAUGACUCCCCUCUGGAACAAUUUGAUGUUCCUUGUAAUAUUGAUGAUGCUUGUAAUUAUCCUGCUGUUCUUUAAUUAAUGCUUGAUACGGAACAUGGCAAUUUAAAUUACUUUCCGGCAAAAAGUUUAGAUUUUGCCUUUGAAAUAUUAUUUUUCUUUUUCGUGUAGGACAUCCUUUGUGUUUUUAGUUACAGUUUGCAUCCACCACCUAUUAAUAAUAGUAUUGUUCUGUUACUUUUUUGUUAAUAUGCAUUGAGGUGGUUGUGCAAAUAUGUGGGAUAUUCUGUGAAAAAAAAAGUUAACUCAGAUAUUUAUAGUUAA